Leucoraja erinaceus (little skate) is the source of this 7674-nucleotide messenger RNA. RefSeq lists its product as uncharacterized. NCBI's taxonomy places the organism in Eukaryota, Metazoa, Chordata, Chondrichthyes, Rajiformes, Rajidae. The record is from RefSeq and is a predicted model, not a curated record. The coding region runs from base 139 to 4839 and encodes 1566 amino acids. The transcript has 21 exons. Gene Ontology annotation, molecular function: protein dimerization activity.
UACACAGCGGUUAGAGACAAAUAUGAAAUUCACGUGGAAAAAAGGGAAGGGACUUUGUCGUUUUCCCCUAAGAAGCAGGUUGAUUUGAGAGCAUCCAUCCAGAAUUUCUCUGACUUGGAAUGUGUAUAUGACAAGCCAAUGGUGCAAACUAUGGUGAUUGAAGCUGUGGUUGGCAAAUCUGCUUUUAAAACAAAACUGAAUAAUUUAAUAUCCAAGGCUUCCAAGAAUAAUUCCAACCAACCACCCGUCGAACAGAUUAGUUCACCAGUUCAUGUUGUGAUGGAUGUAGAAAAAAAUUCAUCGUCACCCGUAAAGUCCUCUGGUGUAACCAGUUGCACUGCCUCCCCACCCAAUAGCGUGACUACAGAAGAUAAAGCUCAAUCACUUCCCGUGUCGAUAGACCAGAAAAAGGAAGAUGUCUUCACUGCAACUACUGACGCUACGGUGAAAAAUGUUCCCAAAGCCCCCACCUCUUCUAAUAAAUCUGCCGUCACUACAUUCCAGAAAAUUGGGGCUUUGAGUAAAGUGAUAACCAGAACAACUCUAACACCUACUUCAAGCUGCUUUGUGAAUCCUGUUGCAUCACAAAAUAAAAUUGAAACCUCAUCUACUCCAAUCCGUUACCUUUUGUGUAAGACCAAUUCUUCUGGAUUGUCUUUAGGACCAACUGACUCUCUUGAUCAAGAUGGCCGACAGUGCUCCGUCGCCCUCCCAAGCACCUUGAAGCUACAGCCAGGAGAAAAUCUAAUGCUUCGGCCUGUUAAGUCUGCAGAUGGCCGACAGUUAUAUAAACACUCCAGUGGGAAAGUAUUCCAACUAGUUUACACCAAGCCUCCAGGACGAGUCCCAGUUCAACAGUCUGACAACCCUCAAUCAUCCAUUCUAGGAAGCUCUCCACCGGUCGAUGUGCUUGCACCUUCUACUGCUGCUGUCAAAGGUGAUGGUAACACUCCUCGUUGCAAAACGGCUGCUACAAGUUCCGAAUCGUACACUAAAAACAGUGUGGAAAGCAGUGCUGGGACAGGUUUAUCCACCUCUUUAUCUUCGUGUGACGUUGUCACCCGUGAUGGAGCACCGCCACAAAUUCAGAGUAGCUCUAAAGCUUGGAAUAUGGUGGAUGAAGUUUCUUCACUCCAAUCACUACAUCCCUUUCCAGAAGACACCACAACAGAGGUCAAACAACACAACAGACCACAUACUAUCAUUCCAAGGGCUGAUUGCCAGUCCAAACCAAAUAGUGAUGAAUUAAACAAUGAUACACCUGACUUAAAAAUGGAAAUUGAUCCAUUGAAAUUACCUGAGCCAGAAGAAUACAAUGAAAGCCCUGGUACUGUCGAAGGUUUUCCUAUGAAAAAUAGAGGCAUUACUGUCACUGGAACUUACGAAACAAAAUGGGCACCUGAGAUUGAGGAGGAUCACAAAACGACUGAUCACGCAUUACAAUUUAAAUGUGACCUUGAUGUCCACAACUCCAGAAAAACCCUCGUUAAGAUGGAGAAGGAGGUGUCGGAAAUAAAUUCCUCUGAGCUGGUUGAUCCUGACAGUUCUGAAAUAUGUGCCGUGACGGUUAAAGAGGAACCUUUGAAUGAAGAGGAAGGCAAUAGUUUUACCACGUUAAGAGAAGAUACGUUUAGAAGCUCCAAGCUCUGGAACCGAUCAUUCAAUUUAAAUACAGAAGCUGUGACUGAGGCAGAAUUGGGGGUAGAGACUCAUUCCAAUAGUAGAAGUAGAGUUGGAUUUGGAAAUCUGAUGUCCAAAUCAGCGAUACCACGAAAUUCAUCAACUGACAGUAAACUGGAUGUGCCACACAGGGGAUAUUUCCAGCCUUCACAGUCGUCCAGCCACUCCACUCAAAGAAAGGCAUUUGAGUCCUCUGUAUUCUGUCAAGCUCGUAAGAAGGCAAUAUUACACAACAUGAGAGAACGUGAGUCCCGUAGGAUGAUGGAAAAUCGCUUUAAAAUACUAAAGAACAAGCUUUUUGAUGACCGGCAAAUUGCAUCAAAGGGUACAAUCCUUGAUGAGGCUGUUGAUGUAAUCACUAACUUGGAUAGACAGUCUACAAAUCUAACAAUGGAGAAGCAACUACUUCUGGGGAAACAAAAGAUCUUGUUGGAAAAGAUUUCCCUUUUAUCUGAAAUGGAACCAAUUGUAACACAAGGCAACACUGAAGCUGGUGAAAUAAUUGAAACUGGAGAGGCUGUGAGUUUCUCAAGUGAGAGAGAUUCCUCUUCUCAGAAUUCCUUCGGGAUGAAAUGGUACUCGGAAGGUGGUCCUUUGGAGGUCAUGCCUGAUCAUAGAGAAGAUAGUGGGGUAACUUAUGAGACUAAUUCAGCCAGCUCUGACGAUAUAGUUGCAGUUAAAGUUGGCGACUAUUUAAGUGAGAAGUAUAACAGUCAACUGGACUACCCUGCUGGUACUAACACCUUUUCAGUGAAAGAAGAGGACAUUAAUAAUGAGGAAUGCUCCGCCUUCAAUUCACUAAAGGAACACUGUUUUGGAAGCUCUAAGUUUUGCAAUUUCUCUGAUUUUGGCACAGAUAUGGAACCGUUGGAUAAUAUCAACAUGGAUGCACAGGAGCAUGGUGACCCAGAGUACGGUUGGUCAGCAAGAAGGAAAGCAGCACAUCACAAACUGAAAGAAAGGGAAUCACGCAAACUGAUGGAGAGUCGCUUUAAUAUAUUGGAGAGCACAGUUUUCAAUGACAAGAAGGCCCCAAAGGGAGCCAUUCUCGUUAAGGCCAUUAACGUGAUCAGUGACUUGGAUAUACAAUCAGAAAAACUCUCCGUGGAAAGGGAACUACUAAUGAAAAAGCAAAAUGAAUUGCUGGAGGAAAUUUCACAUCUCUGCCAUCCGAGGCCUGAGCUUAUUCAGGACCAUCUGGAGGAUGAACAAUUCAUCGGUGCAAGGGAGAUGUUGGACAUACAAGCCUUAACCUUCCAGAAAUCUUCUGAUGCUCGAUGGCUUGAAAACAGUGAUCAUUCUGAAGAUUCAGUAAUGAAAGAUGGCAUGGUUUCAAUGAUGUCAGAAGGGCAUAGUGAUGAAGGAGUUAAAUGGGAGCAAGAUGAAAUGAAGGUCAGCAGCCUGGAUACUAUCAAGAUGGCAGGAAACCUCAAAGAGGAUUUCCAGGAGCUUGUGAAUACUGAUGAUUUUGACCUCUCUACAAUAAGAAGAAAGUCUUGUAAUGGUAAAGAUGAAGACACUUUCUUCACUGCGGGGAAAGAAUCGUCUUUUGGGAGUUCUGAUUUUGGCAGUCAUUCAGAUUUCGACUUAAAUAUGGAUGAAAUAAACGAAAUUGAUGUGGACAUAUUGACGCAUUCAGAGAGUGAAAUUAUGGAAUUUGAGAUGGAGGAUGGGGAAAUAAAUGACGGAUCCUCGUCGUCUGAGAAAUUAUGUGCCCCACUCAGGUGGCAUUUUCAUAAUUAUUCACAAUCUCACAAGUUUUCACCCAAGAUAAAGAGCCACAGUGCAUCUGAGCUGCGGAAGUUUAAGAAGAGUAAAAAGAAUCCACUGCUGCAUUCUCUGAGGGAGCGAGAAUGGCGCAAACUGAUGCGGAAACGUUUCAACAAGUUGCGGACGCUGCUGUUUGAGGAUGAGAGGAUUUCUAAGCGAGCCAUCCUUGACGAGGGCGUCAAUGAAAUUGUGAAAUUGUGUCAACAAAGCCAAAAACUCUGCUUGGAGAAGAAGCUGCUAAUGAAAAAACACAAGGCGUUAUUAAAAAUAAUAUCAGUCCUUUCAGCAGAGAAGAAACUUAAGAAUGAGAAAAGUGGUGAGAAGAAUAGUGAGGAUUAUGAACAUAAUGGUGCCCCUGUUUCAACAGGACAUCCUCUGUCAUCUGCUGCAAUGGAGACCAGUGAAGAAUCCACUCUGGUGCCGAUAGCUGGAACUCCUUUUCAUCUUCUCCUUGAGAAAAUUGCCGUUUCCCCUCAAAGCGAAGAGCUUAGAAGAAUCAGUCCCAUUGACCAUCCAGAAGCACCUGGCACAAAGGGACUAAUAUCGAGGAAUGCUAUGGUAUGCCACCAAGAGGAGACGCCUUUAACAUUCUCAGACGAUUAUUUGCAUGCUUCACCAUCAUCUCAAUUGAGCAAGAUACUACAGAGGCAAAUAAAAAAAUCAGGCCAAGUCCAUGAUACGGUGUCAAGAGUAUUAGAUGUAGCAUCAAGAAACCUUACGACUGUGAAGGAUGAAAAAGAACAUGUGAACGCAUUGAGCCAGAAAUUCAAACCAACAUCAGACCUGUUGCCAUUCAAUGGAGGUCAACUUGAAAAGCCAGCACAAGAAGCUCUCUUUUGGUCAAAGUCAACAAGCAAUAACAGUUCUGCAGCGACUCUAGGGAAAGGUCAAACCGAUUCUAGGUCAGCAGUACAAGGGAAACUGCAGGUUAUCAGAUCAACAAAGGGCCAGAAUAUCCUACAGAAACUGGCCAAGAAAGUGCAGGAGGCUGGAAUAAAACCAUGGACAUGGAAAUCAAAACGAGAAGAUUCGGAGAACGUCCCGCAAACAUUGUUUGACAGUGCCAGCAAGUCGAUCCAGUGUUUCCAGAAGGCUUCCGUUGCCUCUGUCGAUGAAUCUCCCCUCACCCCAUGUGUCUACACGGAUAUGACCGAUGCGGACGGUAAAAACUUGCAUAGACUUCUGCCAGACCAAAUAUUGGAGCCGGGUCCAGCCCUGAAUAGAGGGGAGCUGGGGCAAAUGGACCUGGAUUCGGCCUCCUCCAGUGACUCUACCACAGGAGAACAUGCAGUCAAAGAGCCCAAAAUAUUUAUAUCUUCCGUAGAUAUUCAUUCUGCCAAUGAAGCAAAUGCAAAUGGAGGUUACUUGUACCUGGACUCCGCACAGUAGUGAGAAGGGUUCCUUAAUUGAGUAGCUCUGACUGUAACUAACAUUGCUGGCUCUUCUCUUUCACUUGCACUCCUGUGCCGAAGAUUUCUCCAUGCCUUAAUGGAAGACUGGCCAGAAAGGUUGAGCUUUGUUUUGGGAUAGAUGAGCUGUGACUCGGAUUGGGCUUGCCUGAGGCAAGCUUCUGGAACAUAACAGCAAGGGCUGCACCCUGUGCUAAUGUUAGGUUUGACUCUUAUGUUUACACACGGCCUUUUAAAGCUGUUCGAGAAAGUCUUGCUCUGCUGCUUUUGUGACUGAACAAAGGCCAAGUUCACUUCUUCUCCUUAUUCUGCCCUCAUCAAGGUUACUGUCUUUCCGGCAGGAAGAAUGUAAUCGGAGGGGUGUAGCCCUAGGAGCGGUUAGAACUGCAAGCUGCACAGCUGUUAACCUGGUUGCAAUAUUAGCAUUUGCACAAUAAGGUGAUUGUGGGAUGUAACUGAGAGCUGUGGAGUCAACCCAGAGUGAAAGUGGAAUGAUCUAUGUGAAGAAUGCACCCCCAAAGUUAAACUCCUGCAGAAUUUUGUAUUUAUGGAGAUACCAAUAGUAAAAACACACCACUCCGUCCCGCCACAUCCCACCUAGAUUAUUAGUUGCCGAUUAUUUAAUGUGCAAAAGUAAAUCAUAAGAAUGUUUUAAAUGUGACCAAGUGGGCCCUAAGUCAACAGGUUAUUGAGGGUCUGUAGGAAUGGGAUCAUUUUGCAAGUUAAACUCUUGAUUCCUGAAGACUGGGGUCCCCAUUGUUCAUGUUUGCUGUGCGUAAACUAGUCGGGCAGGGACGAUAUCUUUAUAGUAUAAAGUGCAUUCCCUUGUAGAGAGUUAAUUUUAUACUAGCAUACAGGCUUGGGUCUUUAACAUGAUCGUAUAUGGAGCACAUUGCACAAAAACCUUCUCGCAAGAGUAUCCUUCUCCUUGUGCAGCUGUUACUUUUGUACAGCACUUAGCAAUUGUCAUUGACAUUUUUUUGAAUGUUCCAGAAUCUUACACUAAAGCUAAAAUGGCUGAGAGGAUAUCUUGCUCUUUGCAAAGUAGCUACCUAUGGGUACACUUUAAGUUAAAACGGUUAUAAAGUUUUCAUAGUUGUUAUUCAGGCCUGUCGCUCCCCGAAGAACUCUCCAUUGGGGUAACUUGACUAAGAUGAGUCAUUUUACUGUAAUUCCAAGUGUGAUGAUCUGCAGUGAUUUCCUUUUUGUGGUCCCAGCACUGGUUAUUUACAGUUCCCCAGCCGAGAACUAGUACGGGUCCUGUUUCCACGUUCUCAACGAACCGAUCAUGGUAUAGAUUCCCAAACGCAGUAGUCUAGGUGAACCUUGGGACUAUUCGGUGUCAUUAUGUAUUAAUGAACCAAGUUGGGCCCAUGUGGUCGGCCAGUGUGAAUAAUGCUGCGAGUCUUUUAUCCACUCCAUCUUCUGUAGGAACCAGCAGGUCACUUGUGGUAUCUCUACUGAUGAAUUGGACACUGCUCUCUGAAUGUGGAUUUCAGAUUUACAAACUUUUCACAUGGGUACAAGAUCCAUAGAGCUGGGAUAUUUGAGGAAUUGUAGUUUAGUGCAAACACUUGGACAACCAUUUUGCUAACCAAUAGUUGGGUUGAGGUUAUGAUGUCCCUGUAUGUCCUUCUAUUUCUAGUGGUCCAGCACAUAUGUAUGUAACUCAGAAUUCGGUUCAAUUUGUACCACAGCACCAGGUGUUGGUUUAGCGUUUGAGGGUCACGCGGUUUACAACGGUCUGUUUUAACACCGUUACCUCAGUGAUGGACGAAUCCUAAAUGCGAACGAAGAAAAUGGGUUGAAAAAAGUGACCCAAAUGAUGGCAAACUGGAUUUAAUCCUUGGUACAUGUUCUUUAUGAUCCCGGCUUAAAAUGUGGAGCCCAGAAAAAUCCAUUGGAACAUCUUUUGGUUAUGAUUGCUAGUUUCUGUAAUUUGGAAGAACUCCACUCCUUUAUCUUGCAUGAUUAUGGGGACUAGGUGGACGAAAUUGGUCUGAUGUAACAUUUGAGUAUAUUCCUUGUGAAAGAAAGAUUUCUGGAAGUGGUGAACAGGUGACAAUACUUAUGCACAUUUUCAGUACUGUAACUGUUUCCCAAUGCUGCAUGUCAGGCACAUCUUGCCACAAUGGAUUUAAAGGGCCACCAAUGUUCUACCUCCUCAUAAUCUGACCUUGCACUGCCAUGGGGAAAUAUCCUCGGACAUCUUUUUUGUCCUGUUGCCCUCUUGAUCUGCUUAUAUUUUAUUUUCUGUGUGCACAGCCAUCUCUGGCAUUUGUUGUGUUUCACAUUUUGUUUGAAUGCUUUUUGAAAUUGCCAGCCCAAUGUGACAGUGCUUUGAAGUUCACGACAUGGCACAGUUGUGUAUCAUGCUAGACUUAACAAAAACAGGCUGUGUACAGUUUCUAAAAUUCCGUUGUAUAUUAUAGCUAAUCAUCAGUCUGAGGAAGGGUCUCUACCCAAAACAUCCCCAUUCCUUCGCUCCAUAGAUGCUGCCUCACCCGCUGAGUUUCUCCAGCAUUUUUGUCUAAGAUUUUUCCAGCAUCUGCAGUUCCUUCUUAAACUAAUCAUCAGAUAUGAUCAUUGCUGCAGAAAAAGUGGGACUGGCAGAAUUCAUUUACUUGGGUGGGAUUAGUACAUUGCAGAUGCUGCACUAAAUAUAUCUACCACACUACUGUUUAAAUGCUAGUCACCGUAAUCUCUCCGGUUGAAUGUGAACUACACUAAGAAUUAGUCGUCAAUAAUACAUUGAAGUUUAGUUUUAGAACUGCAGUGAUAUGUUUUCCUCCCUUCCCCCCCCCCCCCCCCCCCC